AUGCUUCCAGUCUUCUCACGCACACAUAAACUUGAGUUUCAGACUCUGCGGCAAUUUUUAGGCAGCCAUGGAGACAUUGCAUGUGGCGCCCUUCGAAUCGAGUCGAGCUGCCCGACCACAACCCAAGGCGUGGUAGUGCGCACAGAGCAUCGACUGGAUCCCACGACUAUAAGACCCUGGACCGAUUUCGAGCAACAGCAAGCAGUCCUGGCAGCAGAACGAGUGCGCGACCCAUUCUCCCUGUGUUCUCAGGCAGGGCUGGCAGGCAACUCUAGAACCCUCGAUAUGCGACGAGAUGUUUGGGAGAGGGAUCAUGAAGACCUCCACGACUUCAUGAUCAGAAAGCGAACAAAGUAUGGCUACAUCAGCACGUCGGAUACCUUCAUAUUCCUACGUCUCGAACAGCACACUCCCUCGAUUGUCGAAUACUACACGGUUCGUCGGCCACAACCAGGCUCUAGCCUGCCGCCCGAGAUUUUCUUGGCGCUUCUUUCGGCAGCAGACACUCGGCCCUGCCAAAGCCGCCGCCAACACACGCUUCCCUACCCUCGCCAGCUAAAGAAUUGUCGAUGCCCAAUUGCAUUCGAGCAGGCGCUCUUUUGCACAACUAAGUGUAUCUUAGACGUGGUCAUGGGUCGGCCGAUGGACGCAAAUUGCCCUAACAAGCACGGGCAUCAGCACCCAUCUGCCGCGGACUUUCGACAGGCACUCCGUGAGCAGCUCUCCCGAUCUUCGUCAGGUCGCCAACACCUGUGGUUAGGCUGGUCAGGAUCCGCAAGUUCCCUCUUCAAAGUCCGACUCGCUUCACUAGGAUAUGUCAUUGUAGCCAAGGCUACCUCCACCGGAUGCCGCCUUGCCGAGGACGAGGAGCAUAUUUAUACCGAAUACUUGCGUCCCGCACAGGAGAUUGGCGUGUUUGGGUCUUUGCUACUACUUGGCUGUGUUCCGGGACAGCCGAUUGUCAACGUGGCACCUCUUCUAACGCAAUCGUCGCCGUCCGCGUCGUCAACUGCCGACCCAGAUGACGGCCACGCCUCGUUGCCUCACCAGCAGGAGCCAGCGAAACAGCCAUUAGCUGCGGUUUGCAGGGCGGCGAUACAGACAGCCUUCGGAGUCAUCCAUCGCCUUGGUGUGCUCCACGGCAAAGCAGGAUUGCGCAACAUUAUUCUUUUACCAAGGGGGUCAACCAGCCUAGGUCAGGUAGUACUUGUUGAUUUUGGGAACGCUAUGCUUUGUGAUGAGUGGUGGGAGAGCGUGCGACGAAAGAGGGCACGGAAACGAAGGCAUCGCAAGCAGGCUCGGCUACAGCAGCAGGACGCAUCAAUAGCCGACCAACAAGCAGACUUUCAAGUAGCUUGUAGGCGUGAGAUGCUGCGGUGCCUCGAUGAGUUGGAAAGAAUAUGUAUUUAA
Diaporthe batatas is the source of this 1410-nucleotide messenger RNA. RefSeq lists its product as uncharacterized. Lineage: Eukaryota; Fungi; Ascomycota; Sordariomycetes; Diaporthales; Diaporthaceae. The transcript has 6 exons. Bases 1 to 1410 code for a protein of 469 amino acids. The record is from RefSeq and is a predicted model, not a curated record.